AUGUUCUGCUUUCAUUUGUUGCCAUGUACAGUUUUCAUUCAUUAUUUCAUUAAGUUUUCAUUCUUUGUUCAUUCAUGCCUUCAUUCAUCCUUCCAUCCUGCUUUCUUUCAUCGUUUCAUCCAGUUUUCAUUUGUCCUUCCAUUCAUCAUCCCGUCCAUUUUUCAUUUGUGCAUCAAUCAACCUUUCAUUCAUUGUUCCAUCCAGUUUUCAUUCAGCCUUCCAUCCUGCUUUCAUUCAUUGUCCCAUCCAGAUUUCAUUCGUCCUUCGGUCCCACUUUCAUUCAUUGUCCCAUCCAGAUUUCAUUCGUCCUUCUGUCCCACUUUCAUUCAUUGUCCCAUCCAGAUUUCAUUCGUCUUUCGGUCCAACUUUCAUUCAUUGUCCCAUCCAGAUUUCAUUCGUCUUUCGGUCCCACUUUCAUUCAUUGUCCCAUCCAGAUUUCAUUUGUCCUUCGGUUCCACUUUCAUUCAUUGUCCCAUCCAGAUUUCAUUCGUCCUUCGGUCCCACUUUCAUUCAUUGUCCCGUCCAGAUUUCAUUCGUCCUUCGGUCCCACUUUCAUUCAUUGUCCCGUCCAGAUUUCAUUCGUCCUUCGGUCCAACUUUCAUUCAUUGUCCCGUCCAGAUUUCAUUAGUCCUUCGGUCCCACUUUCAUUCAUUGUCCCGUCCCAGAUUUCAUUCGUCCUUUCCGUCCAACUUUCAUUCAUUGUCCCAUCCAGAUUUCAUUCGUCCUUCGGUCCCACUUUCAUUCAUUGUCCCAUCCAGAUUUCAUUCGUCCUUCGGUCCCACUUUCAUUCAUUGUCCCAUCCAGAUUUCAUUCGUCCUUCGGUCCCACUUUCAUUCAUUGUCCCAUCCAGAUUUCAUUCGUCCUUCGGUCCCACUUUCAUUCAUUGUCCCAUCCAAUUUUCUAUCUGAAUCACAAGACUGA
Acanthosepion pharaonis is the source of this 921-nucleotide messenger RNA. The record is from the annotation of a GenBank genome assembly. NCBI's taxonomy places the organism in Eukaryota, Metazoa, Mollusca, Cephalopoda, Sepiida, Sepiidae.